GCCUUGUGUCUCUGUCGGGUGCUACAGAACAGGAGGAGGAGGCUGCACUGCACUGCUGUCUGAUCGGUUCGUUGUGGUUUGGAGCGGGACUUUUGUUCUUUUCCUCCAGUGCGCCUUUCCCUCGGACAACAUGGUGUCAUCGUCAUCAUCAUCAUCAUCACCAUCAAAAUCAGGACUAUUGCUAUCCUUUUCAUCGGCAUCAGACACGCACUUUUACUUUGUUGUCCCUCGCGUCACCGGAUCAUAAGAAGAUCUCCUUUAAAUCACAUUUAAAAAAGCUCCAGCGUCUUUUUCCACAGAGGAGAAACUUAGAUUUCAUUGGUUGUUAUUUCGAACACGUGUGAAGAUGGAUCUGUCAAAUUUCCUGCUCAGCACUCUGGCUCUGCUCCUUGGCGGAAGGGAUCUUUUCACCAGGGCCAUGCUGAGUGACAUUGGGGACUAUGUAGGUACAGACAUUGAAAUAUCCUGGUUACCUAACCUGGAUGAGCUCAUGAAGGGCUAUGCCAGAAACUUUCGCCCUGGGAUAGGAGGUCCGCCGGUGAACGUGGCCAUGGCGAUCGAAGUGACAAGUAUUGAUCACAUCUCCGAAGCCAACAUGGAAUACACUAUGACCGUGUUCCUGCGGCAGAGCUGGCACGAUGACCGCCUGUCCUACAACCACACCAACAAGACGCUGGGAUUGGACAGUCGCUUCGUCGACAAGCUUUGGCUGCCCGACACCUUCAUCGUCAAUGCCAAAUCGGCUUGGUUCCACGACGUUACUGUGGAGAACAAACUCAUACGUCUGCAGCCCAACGGUGUCAUUCUAUACAGCAGCCGAAUCACCUCGACGGUGGCAUGUGACAUGGACCUGACAAAGUAUCCCAUGGAUGAACAGGAGUGCAUGCUUGACCUGGAAAGCUACGGGUACUCCUCAGAGGAUAUUGUGUACCAUUGGUCGGAAAGUCAGAGUCACAUUCACGGGCUGGACAAACUGGAACUGUCACAGUUCACCAUCACAGACUAUCGGUUUGUCACGGAGAUUAUGAAUUUCAAAUCUGCGGGAAGAUUUCCAAGGCUCAGCCUUCGCUUCCAGCUGAGACGGAACCGAGGAGUGUACAUCAUCCAGUCAUACAUGCCUUCCAUUUUGCUGGUUGCCAUGUCCUGGGUGUCCUUUUGGAUCAGCCAAUCAGCAGUCCCUGCUCGUGUGUCCUUAGGCAUCACGACCGUUCUCACCAUGACCACCCUGAUGGUGAGCGCUCGCUCCUCCCUGCCUCGCGCAUCAGCCAUCAAGGCCCUGGACGUCUACUUCUGGAUCUGCUACGUCUUUGUGUUCGCUGCACUCAUCGAGUACGCCUUCGCUCAUUACAAUGCCGACUACAGACUGAAAGAGAAAGCCAAGGUGAAGGCGAGCAAGCUCGGCUCUGAGUCCAUUGUGAAGAACGGCAAGCAGGCCAUGGUUCUGUUCUCCCUGUCUGUCACCGGUAUGAACCAAGGGGUGGUCAUUUCCAACCGCCAUAACCGUGCACAGCGUUCCAGCAGCGAGAUCCCCGGGGAGGCUGUCUCAGAGGAAUCCGAAUCCAGUAGGCGGUCCAGACAGAUGAGAGAGAGCGAGGAGGAGAAGAAGAAGUGUUGCUCCAAGUGCGUUUGUAAGCCCAUCGACGCCGACACCAUUGACAUCUACGCCAGGGCCGUGUUUCCUUUCACCUUCGCCGUGGUGAAUGUCAUCUACUGGGUGGCGUAUACAAUGUAAAAGGGAAGAAAAAGAACACGGAUGCCCGAUGGCUUUCAUCCAGGAAGGACUGUGUACAUACGAUACCGCUGGAACUGCGCCACAUCACUGUUGGCAAGUCAUAUGCAGCUGAAACACACUGCGGGAAACACAAAAAUAACUUUCGAGGGAAUGACGUGUUUCAGCCUGUGAAAAUGGAAAAUGUGGCUUAAGGAACAGAUGGGACCUUCAAAUCUUAACGCGGAUGCGGAAUGCAAGUGUGCAUCUUCAACCUGCUCGUCCACCUGCAGUAGCGACCCCAGACACACAUAGAUGAUAUCCAAGAAACUGUCGCUCGCUUCGACCUGCAAGUGGGCCGUGUGUCAUCGUAGCACCACUUGAUCAAGGACAACAAGACGAGGUGUUCUCACUACUCUGCAUGGCUCUCACUCUCUUCCUGCGCCAUAGCCGUCCUGCCCUUUUGCGCCUUAUCCCCGUCGUGGUUCACCACCUGUUUCCUUCCAAAUUUAUUUUAUUUUUUAUUUUUUUUGGGGCGUCUUUCUGGAACAUCUUGUCUCCUUCUAGUUCUGCCAAUUUCCUUGCCAUUAAAGGACUUCUUUCACCACUGGCCUCAGUCUGCAUGCAUGUGCAAAAAAAAAACGUUUCAAACUAAAUCCACGGGUGUUCGGAAAAUGUGUUUUAGAUACUGUAUAUUGCAGUGUUAUAUAACCCAGAUUUAAUCAAUAGAAUUAAUUUCACAAUUACAUAGAGUUCAGUCAAGCAAAUACAUAUUAUUAUAAUAUAAUCCAGAAAAAAAUCUGAAACUUUAGAAGCCACGUGACUGACUGACGAUCAUUUUGUACCUCGCAUCUCAUCUAAAAUCUGCUUGGGAUUGGCUCCAAGUUGGGCUGUAGAAAGGAAAUGAACGGAUUGAUCGACUCGGUGCAAUUAAGUUUAUAUAUCCCAGAAACUUCGUUUAUUUUAUAGUGACGGGUAUUUAUUGGAAAUGCAGUUGGACAGAAGAAUGUUUGACAAGGGACAGAAGGAGAACAGAUGUGAUCACUGUUACAUUCCAUACAAAAUGUCCUUUUUAUUCAAAGCAACAAAAAUACGAAGUAAAACAAAAUGUCAUUUCCAUAUCGACAUAUAUUAAAGCAAUUAUUUGAAAUAA
Messenger RNA from Hippocampus zosterae (dwarf seahorse), 2861 nucleotides. RefSeq names its product gamma-aminobutyric acid type A receptor subunit delta (gene gabrd). Bases 347 to 1732 code for a protein of 461 amino acids. The transcript has 9 exons. Gene Ontology annotation, cellular component: GABA-A receptor complex; synapse; neuron projection. Gene Ontology annotation, biological process: chemical synaptic transmission; nervous system process; monoatomic ion transmembrane transport. Lineage: Eukaryota; Metazoa; Chordata; Actinopteri; Syngnathiformes; Syngnathidae. Gene Ontology annotation, molecular function: GABA-A receptor activity; extracellular ligand-gated monoatomic ion channel activity; neurotransmitter receptor activity. The record is from RefSeq and is a predicted model, not a curated record.